AAGAACACUGAGACGGGAAACCGGAAUAUUUUGACUUUUCUACUUUAGUAACUUUGUCACAACGCAGGCGUUUCAAGAAACAGAAAAUAUGAAAGCAAGACUCUUGUUCUAGUACAGAAGAAGAAGCGCAAUUUUUAAUAUUUCAUGGCAGGGCAGAUAGAAGUGAUGCACAUUCAGCCGUGAAGCUCAACGAACCAGUGUAAAUGCGCCCUCAAUUAUAUCCAGACAGUGUUCUGAUAUCAUUAACAAAUACACUGAAAUAAAAAAAUGCCAAAACAGCCAUAUACAUUGAAUCGCAAGAUAUAGAAUCUCAAAAUCCAGACAAAGUUUUUACAUUGAUCAGAGAGUGCCCUACAUAUGGCUGUAGACAUGGACAUAUCUGUUCCUUUGGAGAACAUGGAUAACAACAGCAUUGGCGACGUGGCCCGUAAUUGGCAGGCAUUUUGUGAGGUUACAAAAAACGUACUUCAUUUUGAAGAUAUGGGCUCUUCUCGGGCAGUUUUUAUUGAUUCUGUUAAAGCGCUAAUAAGUCACGGAUUGGGAUCUCUGGUGGAGGAUUAUUUUCUGCAAGCUCUCGAGGAAAUGUAUAAGGAAACACAUGCUUUGACCUUUUGGCGACAUUUUGAUGAAUAUAUCAAGCUUGGUGUCUCACAGAAUAAUUGUCAAGGGAGCAAGCUAAUUGAUGAUUGGGCAGAAGAAACUCUCUCUAAAGCUUUGGAAGAGAUAUGUAUGGCGAAAUGUUUACAGGAGAAAUGUCUUGCUGUUUUACAGCAUACAUUGCAGUCGUGUACAGAGAGCACAUUUUUAAGAAUUCCAAAAGUUACAGGUUAUGGUGCAGAUAUCCUUUCAAGAUACCAGUCAAUGGUUUCAUCAGUUUUGCUCACUACUCUUCCAAAGCAUUUCUCAGAGGUAUUGCAUUUGUAUUUCAAAGCACGGUUGGAAGAGUUCACAGAAGCAGUGGAGAAGAAGACAGACGAAACAAAUCAAAGGGACAGUAUAGAGGAUAAUGAAAUGGAAACCAUUCAAAAUAGUUCUUCUGGUUUGAUAGAUGAAAUGGAGGUGGAUGAUGCAAAUGAACCUGAAACAUGCGGUGAAUAUGGUGAAGUAAUUUCUAAGACAUGGAUUUCAAAGGUUGGCCAUAUUGUGCAUAACCUCAGGGAGCUUGGAUUCUCAUCAAUGACUGAAGAUGCCUAUGCAUCUGCUAUCUUCUCUCUUUUAAAGACAAAGGUUCAUUAUUUAGCAAGGGAGGAUCAUCUGACAUCUGUGCUGGAACCUAUCAGAAAAUGGAUUCAGGCUGUCCCUCUUCAGUUUCUACGUAUAGUUCUACCUUACUUGUGUGUUCCAUCCAAUGCGGAUAAGAACGGGGAUCCAUCUGCUCGCACGUCACCUCUAGCUUCAUGUCCUUUAUUGUGGUUCAAUGGAAGAGAAACUGCAUCCGAAAGAAUUACUAGAUGGCAUUUACGACUUGAAUAUUUUGCAUAUGAAACUUUGCAAGAUUUGCGAAUUGACCAACUAUUUGAUAUUAUUAUAGACUAUCCUGAGAGUGAAGAUGCCAUAAAGGAUUUAAAACAGUGCUUGGAUAAUACUGGACAGCAUGCAAAACUGGUUGAAUCAUUUCUAUCUGCAUUACGUUAUCGUUUACUUAUUGCUGGUGCAUCAACCAAUGACAUAUUAGAACAAUAUGUUUCAACUAUAAAAGCUCUUCGAACUAUGGAUCCAACCGGUGUAUUCCUUGAAGCAGUUGGACAGCCAAUCGGGGAAUAUUUGAGAGGAAGGAAAGAUGCCAGCAAAUGUAUUGUAGCGAUGCUUACUGAUACCACAGGAGGUGAGAACAGUUCAGGAGAUGUAAAUGAAGGUAUUAGCCUGCUUGAGGAACUGAGCAGAGAUACGGCUAAUCGUGAAAAUGGAGAUAGCGAUGAUGAUUAUAAUGCAGAGGAUGAGAAAUCUUGGGCUGCAUUCGAGCGUUGGGAGCCUGAUCCUGUGGAGGCAGAUCCAUCCAUAGGAAGCAGGAUUAGGAAGCCAGUUGAUAUUCUGGGUAUGUUGGUUGGUAUAUUUGGGUCUAAAGAGCAGCUUAUAAAUGAAUAUUGCAAUAUGUUGGCUGAAAAAUUAUUGAACAAAAUUGAUUAUGAUGUUGAGCGUGAGACCCGAACUCUCGAGCUGUUUAAGAUACUUUUUGGAGAAGGAAGCAUGCAAAGAUGUGAAAUUAUGAUCAACGAUUUAACUGCCUCAAAAAGAACUAAUGCAAAUAUCAAGACUACUGUAAAACAGAGAAAUCAACAUGAAGACCAACAGAAUAAACUUGAAGAAGACAAGCUAUCGCUAGAUGUAGUUGAUGCAACAAUUCUUUCUUCAUGCUUCUGGCCGACAUCACAGGCAGAAAGUAUCAUUAUCCCAAAGGAGGUUGAUGAACUGCUUGAAUAUUAUGCUAAUGAAUUUCAUGUACUAAAGGCCCCUCGGAAGAUCAUAUGGAAGAAGAAUCUUGGAACUGUCAAGUUAGAGUUGCAAUUUGAAGAUCGAUCUGCUGAGUAUGUGGUGUCUCCAAUUCAUGCGAGUAUUAUCAUGCAGUUCCAGAAGCAUCCCAGCUGGACUGCUAAGAAUCUUGCUAUAGCUGUUGGGAUACCAGUGGAUACUCUUUGCAGGCGAAUCAGUCUGUGGGUAAAUAAGGGUAUUUUGGUGGAGGCACCAGGAGCAACAAACGAUGAACAUACCUACACCAUUGUAGAGAAUAUAGGUGAAGCUAGCCAUAGUGAUGUCGACACUAGAGGGGUUGAAGCUGCAUUCAUUGGAGAGGAGGAAGGAGAAGCUUCUGAUGAGGACCAAUUGCAAACAAAAAAUUUAGUUGUGUAUGAGUAUUUUGUUAAAGGGAUGCUGACCAACUUCUCGUCUCUGAAGCUUGAAGAAAUUCAUAAGAGGCUUAGUGAUCAUUCUCAUGGAUUUUAUGUGUAUGACCUAUCACUACAUCAGCUGCAAAUGUUUUUGUCUCGUCUUGUAUCGGAAGACAAGUUUGAAGUUAAUGAUGGAGAAUACAGGUUAAGGAAGCAAUAGAAGUUAAUGAUGGACAAUACAGGUUACGGAAGCAAUAGAAGUUGAUGAUGAGUACAGGUUAACUAAGCAAUAGAGAAUGAUGGAGAAUACGAGUUAAGGAAGCAAUAGUGACUAUAACUGUUUCUUUGCUUGAAUGUAUGGGAAAGUAUCUCCUUACCGUUGCUUCUAGCAAGACUAAUCUAACUAAACAGAAUAUAAUAAGGGAAAGGAGGCUGGAUUGUACAUUUCCAUUUAUUCAAAUCAGAAUAUUUUGUUGAAUAUGGUUGAGAAAAUAGGUUUGAUUGCAUGUUUCGUUAUAUUUCUGGUUUUUGGAAUUGAAGAGAUGGUAUAAAUCAUUCUGGUCAAGCAGUUAAAGUUUUGAGCUUUUAUGCAAGUGGAUGUAUGGAUGUUCAACUUACAUUGCAACAUUAUCUCAACUAUGAUAGUAUUUUGCAAUAGAUUCUAGAAUGAAGCAUUUAAUA
Molecule: messenger RNA, 3506 nt
Organism: Cryptomeria japonica (Japanese cedar)
Lineage: Eukaryota; Viridiplantae; Streptophyta; Pinopsida; Cupressales; Cupressaceae
Product: anaphase-promoting complex subunit 2
Exons: 16
Coding region: 358-3045 (895 amino acids)
Biological process (GO): ubiquitin-dependent protein catabolic process
Cellular component (GO): anaphase-promoting complex
Molecular function (GO): ubiquitin protein ligase binding
Source: RefSeq, a predicted model, not a curated record